Closterium sp. Naga37s-1 is the source of this 783-nucleotide messenger RNA. The record is from the annotation of a GenBank genome assembly. Lineage: Eukaryota; Viridiplantae; Streptophyta; Zygnematophyceae; Desmidiales; Closteriaceae.
AUGGCCAACGUGCUCUCGUGCUCUGGUCACGUGCGCAUAGUCAACGGGGAGAUCUUCUUCCGCCUCGGUGGCUUCGAGUUCUUUUGGUAUCGCAUGCGCCGCUUCGUCUUCUCAAUCCUCAUGAUCAAGGAGGCCAUUGCAAAGUACAACCUGCACUCUCUCAACGCCGAGUUCUUCAUCAGCACCUGCGACAUGCACAUGAGCAAAUCCUCUUCCAUUGCCGAUCGUCGCGCCGGCCUCCCCAUUUUCAGCCCGCACGGCGCGCCCGGCAGCAUCGACAUACUCUACCCCGACCUGGUGGAUCUGAGCGCGAGCUAUUUCCAUACCGGGGAGGAUGCUGUGCCGUGGGAACAGAAGCAGAGCCGGGCCGUCUUUCGCGGCGGGAUGACAAACUUCCGCGUCAACUAUGACAAGCAGUGGCGAGCCAGCCCUCGGUUCCGUGUGCAUCGGAUGUCACAAUUGCGGCCAGACAUCCUCGACGCGAAGGUUGUUGGGAACCACCUAAGCACGGCUGUGAAUGGGGAGCUCCUGAGCAGCUUGCGGGAGGAUGGGAUUGAGAUGGGCGAACGUCUUGAUCCGUCGCAGCAGCUGGGAUUCAAGUACGAGCUGGAUGUGGAUGGAGGAACCGGAAGCGGCCGCGUGUGCAAGAUCCUGUCAAGCAAGCAGAUGAUGAUCAAGCAGAUGAGCGAGUACACGCAGCAUUUUGACCCUCUACUGUGUCCUAACAAGCAUUUCCUAACCCAAUCUGUACCAGCAGAUCGAGUGGGCACGGGACCACGAUAG